Molecule: messenger RNA, 1140 nt
Organism: Pocillopora damicornis (cauliflower coral)
Lineage: Eukaryota; Metazoa; Cnidaria; Anthozoa; Scleractinia; Pocilloporidae
Source: RefSeq, a predicted model, not a curated record
AUGGCUGAAAAUCUUUCUGCACUUUUCACAAAUAGUACUAACCGGUCCAUUUCUGGCACCUCUGCACCUAACCCUUCGAUCUACAUUUUCACGCCAGCAGGCUCCACGAUAAAACAGGCACUGGUAUUCUCAAUGGUGACUGUGGCUCUUAUCGGAUUUGUUGGAGGAAGCUUAAUCUUACAUUUUCUUUCUCAGAACAAACAACCCAUUGAAAUACAAUCAAGCCGCUUUAUAAAAAAUCUAAAUCUGUACAUAAAGAGCUUGGCUCUCUCUGACAUUUUAUCCACUUUGGUAUCUCUUCCUUUGACAUGUAUCCAAAUAUCUUUUGACCUCUUUCAAACACACUGGGCCUGUAAAAUAGUUCGUUACUUUAACAUUGUUUUUCCGGUCAUUACUAUUUGCAACUUAGUCGUAAUAGGAAUUGAAAAGCACCUUUCGUUGAGGAGAGUGCCACGGACCUUGAGCGCUACAGCGGUUCGCAAGUUGAUCUUCCUUGCUUGGUUUGCUGGAUUUGCAGUAGUUCUGCUUCCUGCUACGACAUUUACUGGAAUAAGGCACGAUUUGAAUGAAACACAUUUUACAGUGAUUUGUAAGUACGAUACAGAGUACUUGCCUGCUCGAAUUGCCUUUGUAUCAUUUACUGCACUUGUGUAUUACCUUCCGGGCAUUUUUCUGAUCGUAGUGAACACUUUACUGGUUCGAAAGGUACACCUACGGCUAAAAGUGAACAUGAUGGUCUCUAUUCAGGUGGACAACUCCAAGCAGGCAAAACUAAGGGCAGCCAAAAUUCGGGGAACUGUUCUCCUCACAACAAUGACGUUCGCUUUUAUAAUUCCAUAUUUCGGUUACAUGGGCUACGCUGCAUAUAACAUGAUUGCAAAACCCGAUAUUGACUUUCAGACUGAUUACGUCAUUCGCUUUUCAAGUGGUGUGAUAGCAUUUUCCAAUAGCGCAGUAAAUUUUGUGAUCUACGUAGUGCAGAUGAGGGGUUUCAGGAUUUUUCUAAAGAAACUUGUGUGUAGUGCGCGUCCAGCAGUCAUACCAGAACAAUUUGACAAUGCUGCCAAGCCGGGAACUCGACCGGGGACAACGGCAUAUUGUGCACAGGUUAUUGAAAUGGCUGAACUGCCAACACACUGA